Molecule: messenger RNA, 712 nt
Organism: Pyrenophora tritici-repentis Pt-1C-BFP
Lineage: Eukaryota; Fungi; Ascomycota; Dothideomycetes; Pleosporales; Pleosporaceae
Source: RefSeq, a predicted model, not a curated record
ACGGACAAGGCAGCCGCUUGUUUGACUUCUUCUUUCCCUCUCUCCCUCUCCCCCUCUCCCUCUCGCUUUUGCUGGAUUAUCGGAAUAACGCGAACACCACACGAUAUACGUUUUUACGAGAUAAGAGAACGCUACCGCUAUCAUGAUGAACCUUGUCAUUUCGCUGUGCUUGCAGCUGUCGAUGUUUAUGCUGGCUGAGGCUGCGCCCGUGGCGGUGCAGUCUGCUAAGCCGUGGCAGGCGGGUACUGGAGGUGGGAUUGUGGGGUUUAUUGUGUUGGUUCUUGAUAUCAUUGCUUGGAUCGAGAUCUUCAAGUCCAACCGUCCCGUCCCCAACAAGGUCCUCUGGGCCCUCGUCGUCUUCCUUUUCCCCGUCGUCGGAAUGCUCAUCUACUACCUCUUCUCCAACCGCCAGGCUCACAACACUUAUGAGCCUAUUCCGGCUUAGAUGCGAGGUGUAUGGGUCGCAAAAUCAUGUCCAGCAAUGUCAACAUAACACGCGAUAUGGGAAUCGAAUUGCGCCUACGAGGCUGAUUGAAGGAAUGGUCGGAUCAAAGAUGAUAGCAGGGUGUUGGGCGUUAUAUGCAGGCUUUGUUCGUCGGCAGGGGUAUCAUGGAGGGUUAAUCUGGUAUUCAGCGAGUUCAUGGGCUGUCACGGCAGACCUGUUUACAUGACAGACAGACAAUCGAAUAUAUGACCGUCCCUCCACGUUUCA